This is a messenger RNA of Lagenorhynchus albirostris (white-beaked dolphin), 5085 nucleotides long. RefSeq names its product brain enriched guanylate kinase associated (gene BEGAIN). The transcript is spliced from 4 exons. Gene Ontology annotation, cellular component: synapse. Lineage: Eukaryota; Metazoa; Chordata; Mammalia; Artiodactyla; Delphinidae. The record is from RefSeq and is a predicted model, not a curated record. Bases 2187 to 4376 code for a protein of 729 amino acids.
GAGGUGAGAGCAGUACUUGACGGGUGGUGGGACAGAGCCGCCCAGUAUGUCUGGAAGGCCAUCCGGAGGCCAAGGGUAAACUGAGGCUGGGGUGGGCCGGCUCGAUGAAGCUGGCUGCCUCGCGAGGGGCCGUCGCGGCUCAGAUGCCCGUCUGGCGGGUCCCGGCUCUGCUCGGAGCCCACCUUACAGCCCUGUCAUAUUUUCCUCCUCCACGUGCCUUGUUGGUGAACCUGCUCCCUUGUUCACUGUUUGUCUCCCCUCGAGACUAUAAGCUCCGCGGGGCGGGGACCACAUUUGUCUCAUUCGUGCUGUGAGGCGCAAGGAAUGGUGGGACAGGGCAGGAAAGGAAGGAAGGAGGGUGACGGGUGGAUGCAUCGUAGGGGGAUACGGCUGGGUCACGUCAGGUGUGGAGAGUCUUGACGGCAGGGUCCGAGCUGUGGCUGCAGGCGAGUGACCAAGGUGGGGGGGGGCGAGGGCUCAGGUGGCCCCACGGGUGCUCUCACCUCUUUCCGAGGGUGCGGACCCCGCCUGUACCCUGUGACCGAGGGCUGUGGGUGACCUGCAGCCCCUGCAGGAUGACUGACUUCAGGGGCCGCCGCCCCACUCCCACGCCUGACCCCAUGUGUGCAGGGGGCCCUGGGUGACAUGGGAGAGCCCCCAGGAAGCUCGCCAGCCCCCUGGGGAGAAAGGCCUGGGCCAGGGGCAGUCUGGGACCUGUAGCUGCAGGGGGCUUGGAGUGAGUCAGUCAGGCGUGCUGCCUGGAGGAAGCGGCAGGGCCUGCUUGGCAGCCAUGGGCGGGCACUCUGCCACUGGUCUCCCUCCUUGCUUGUCACUCUGCAUCUUCCUUGGGGACCAACUCUUGGGAGGACCCACCCCACCCUUCUCUGAGGUUCUGAAAACGUAGGCAACUCUUUAUUUUUAUUUAUUUAUUUAUUUAUUUAUUUAUUGGGGGGUAUGCGGCCUCUCACUGUUGUGGCCUCCCCCGUUGUGGAGCACAGGCUCCGGACGUGCAGGCUCAGCGGCCACGGCUCACGGGCCCAGCCGCUCCGCGGCAUGUGGGAUCUUCCCGGACCGGGGCACGAACCCAUGUCCCCUGCAUCGGCAGGCGGACCCUCAACCACUGUGCCACCAGGGAAGCCCUAUUUUUAUUUAUUUUUAAGAAUGUAGACCUGGGCAGGAAUCCAGGAAGGCUUAAUCGGGGCUCUCUGGGUGUGCGCCUAUGGUAACACGCGUGGUUUACAGACAGGGCCCAAGACUGAAGCCCACUCUACCCCGGGCUCUGGAGGAAGCCUCCUGCUUGCCCACAGCAAACCCACCAGAAGUUACCAUCCAAAGGGUCUUAGCUCCAAAUGGUCCCCUGAGGAGGGUUGGGCUUCCUCCAGCAAACAGCCCAGUUGGGCCCCUACUCCGACCCGGACACCUCUCUGAAGCCAGGGCUUUGUGUCCCCAGGGCAAGAUGAGGACAGUCGCAGGUGGACUGGGGGGGUGCGUGGCGGGGACCAGCAGCCAGGUCUGUGUGAUGGCAGGGACCCCGCCCACCCCGUGACACCAUGGAGUUCACCUUCAGGCUGCACCGUUCUGGGCUUCGUUGUGACUGUAACGUAGGGGGUGACGGGGGCAAAGUGCAGGGAGUGACAGAGCAAAGCGCACACCCAGGGCACUGAACGGCAGCUUGAACCUUAGCCUCACUCGUUCGUGGCUAACAGCCAGCAGAACUCCCCUGGCGCCCCUCACCCACCGGGCCGCUCUCCCUUCCCUGCAGAAAUCAGCCCUCCCGGCUAUUUAAGGUGAGUCCUUCCCCCUGGGCCCCUUCUGCGUGCUCAGCCAGUCAGGGGAAAGGUGCCUCAGGUCGGCCCGUGGUUAGGUGCUCCCUGGGACCUGGGUGGCUGCCGACAGGAGGGUGUGGCCCCUGCCCUGGUGGAGUUCGCGGCCAGUCCCCUGGGUGUGGCCACCACACCUGUCCCUCCUGCCUUGUGCCCAACAGUAGCUGAUGUGAAUUGAUGGCAUAUGGCUCAGAGGGUGAAUCAUCCCGUUCCUCUUUCCUGAGCAUGGGAACUCGGCGGCCUGGGGUCCCAGAGGAGCCCUCAGUCUGUGGGGAAAAUAGCGCCUCAAGAGCCAAGCCUGGCCCUGGAAGGCUUCCUGGAGGAAGGGAGACAUGAGCAGGCCAGUGGUUUUCUGAGUGUCUGAUGCUCUGUGCAGCUAGCUGGCCACUGUGGCGGAUGCUACCUGGACGUGGGGCAUCCAGGCUCAUCCUCUCCCUGGCCCAGAGAUCACACAGCCUGCUGGGACCACACAGCCGAUUUGGGGAAGACAAUCCUGGUCUAGGGUGUGGCACUAGUGCCUCUGGGCCUCAGCGUCCCCAGCCAGCGCUGUGGAGGAGCAAAAGUGGGGGACCCUGUAAGCGAUGCCAUCUGGAGGUCGGCUCGCAGACCGAGAGACUGGGUGCCGAUGGGUGCUCUUUAAACCAGGGUCCUUUAAGCCGCCCCAAGCACUUGCCCCCCCCAGUGCCAGACUGGCUCAGGGUCAGAGACCCUGACCCCCGGGGCGGGGGCUGGGCGGUGUGCGUGCUUGUGGUGCGUGUGCGCGUGCGUUGGUGCGGCCUGGCGCACCCCGUGCGCACCCACCGGCGCCUCGAGCUCAGCGCCGCGGCCCGGCCCGCCGCCGCGUGUCGUUGCAGCGCGCUGCAGGAGCAGAAGGGCGAGCUGCGCAAGCGGCUGUCCUACACUACGCACAAGCUCGAGAAGCUCGAGACCGAGUUCGACUCCACCCGCCACUACCUGGAGAUCGAGCUGCGCCGAGCGCAGGAGGAGCUGGAGAAGGUCACGGAGAAGCUGCGCAGGAUUCAGAGCAACUACAUGGCGCUGCAGAGGAUCAACCAGGAGCUGGAGGACAAGCUGUACCGCAUGGGCCAGCACUAUGAGGAAGAGAAACGAGCGCUUAGCCACGAGAUCGUCGCCCUCAACAGCCACCUGCUGGAGGCCAAGGUGACCAUCGACAAGCUAUCGGAGGACAACCUGCCCUCAGAGUUCCAGGAGCACGUGAGCCUGCACAUGGAGAAGCAAGGCUGCAGCCUGCCCUCCCCGCUCUGCCGCCCGGCCUACGCUGACAGUGUCCCCCCCUGCGUCCUCGCCAAGGUGCUGGAGAAGCCAGACCCCGGCAGCCUGUCCUCCCAUCUGUCGGAUGCCUCAGCCCGUGACCUGGCCUUCCGCGACAGGCUGGAAAAGCCGGGCCCCCGGCCCCCCUACAAGGGGGACAUCUACUGCAGCGACACGGCCCUCUACUGCCCCGAGGAGCGGCGCCGUGACCGGCGGCCCAGUGCGGACGGGCCCGUGACCGACGUGGGCUUCCUGCGGGCCCAGAAUUCCACUGACAGCGCGGCCGAGGAGGAGGAGCCCGAGGCGGCGGCCUACCCCGCGGGCUACCGGCACGGGGCCUUCGGGGGCUACGCGGCCUCGCUGCCCACGUCCAGCUCCUACUCGAGCUUCAGCGCCGCGUCGGAGGAGAAGGAGCACGCCCAGGCCAGCACGCUCACCGCCUCGCAGCAGGCCAUCUACCUGAACAGCCGCGACGAGCUCUUCGGCCGCACGCCGCCUGCGGCCUACGGGAGCAGCUCGCGCUAUGCCUCGGCCGCGGCUGCGGUGGCCGCCCCGCUCGAGGCCGAGGCGGCCCCGGGGUUCGCGAGGACUGUGUCGCCGUACCCCGCCGAGCCCUACCGCUUCCCGGUCUCCCCCGGCCCCCAGCCCGCCCUGAUGCCCCCCAACCUGUGGAACCUGCGGGCCAAGCCGGGGUCGGCCCGGCUGGCCGCAGAGGACGCGCGCGGCCAGUGGCGGCCGCUGAGCGUGGAGGACAUCGGCGCCUACCCCUUCCCGGCCGCCGCUGCGGCCGCCGCCGCCGCCCCCGGCCGCGCCUCGCCCGGCGGCUUCAACGACCGCUACUUCGGGGCCGGAGGCGGCCCAGGCGAGAAGGCCGAGGGCCGCGCCAGCCCCCUCUAUGCCAGCUACAAGGCUGACAGCUUCUCGGAGGGCGAUGACCUCUCCCAGGGCCACCUGGCCGAGCCCCGCUACCUCCGGGCGGCCGGUGACCUGAGCCUCAGCCCCGGCCGCUCGGCUGAGCCCCUGCCCAGCUACGCGGCCAGCGAGGGGGAGCGGGAGAGGCUCGGGGUGCAGCUCUGUGGGGCGGGGGGCAGCCCCGAGCCCGAGCACAGCCCUCGGAGCUCCAGGGAUUCCCUGGAGCCCAGCUCCAUGGAGGCCUCCCCGGAGAUGCACCCCGGCGCCCGCCUCAGCCCCCAGCCCGCCUUCCCUCGGACUGGCGGCUCGGGGCUCAGCCGCAAGGACAGUCUCACAAAAGCCCAGCUCUACGGAACCCUGCUCAACUGAGCACCCACGUGCAGGCCUCGGCCGUGGCCACCCCGCACACCGGGUCCCGAGGGGUGCUGCCUCGCCUCCCUGAUACCCGUCCUCCCGGCCCCGCAAACGAGGACCCCGUUGAGCCGGGGGAGGGGGCGCACCCCACCCACGUGUCUCGUCCGCCCCCGCACCGCCACGGUGGACCGUUUCUCACACAGCAGCCUCCUUCCCCACCGGAGAUGAGCAUCCCCCCUUUUAUAAAGCGCAACUAUUUUUAUAGAGCAAAAGGGUCUUUCUUAACGCACUCAGCCUCCAGCUCCCUGGAUGGUGGCCUAGGCGUUUUCGACGCGACGCUCCUUGAUUUUCGGGUGAGGGUGAGUGGGGCCUGCCCCUCAGAGGGAAGGACGGUGUCCUGCGGAGACCCCCCGCCAGCCAGUGACAAGGGAACCCUGACGCUCUGUCCACAAAGAGGGGGACUGGAACGGGUGGAGGGAUGUGUAACGUUUUCAGCUGUUCUUGCCGUGUGGCCGACGACCGACCACCCCCCAGCUCCCCCGUGGUCCGUAGUCCCAAGUGGGGCCGGUGCUCGUCCCCCCAGUGUCCCGCUCCCCGGUACCACCUCGCUCUACCUCAGAUGUAAUGAGGCCCUCCGACCCCGGUUUCUGUAGCUUGCUUUCCUGUCGUCUGUGAUGCAUGCCCCGUCUCAGUACUGUAUUUUGCAUUCAUUAAUAAAAGACGU